Mercurialis annua (annual mercury) is the source of this 678-nucleotide messenger RNA. RefSeq lists its product as uncharacterized. The record is from RefSeq and is a predicted model, not a curated record. Bases 1 to 678 code for a protein of 225 amino acids. The transcript has 3 exons. Lineage: Eukaryota; Viridiplantae; Streptophyta; Magnoliopsida; Malpighiales; Euphorbiaceae.
AUGACGGAUAACGAGUACAAUUCGUCGGGUAACGAGUAUCAACGUUCGGAAACAAGUUUUUCCGGCUUUUUCGAGGUUCGUUUAGAAGAUUAUGGCGGUGACGGAAUUGAUUACAUCGAUUGGUUUAAGCCAGGAUAUGGGUUUGAUACUGAUAUGAAAGGUUCGUUCACAGAUUCUGAUUCAUUCGUACGAAAAAAUAUGAAGACAAAAGCGUGUCAGUGCGAAUUCAAAAUUGUUGUCAAAUUAGGCAAGACUGCAUGGUUUAUACUUACGGAUCCUGGUAUUUCGAGUAAACACAGCCAUGCUUUAGCUGUGUAUCCUGAAGGAUACCGUCAGAUGAGUGGGCUGAGUGGUGAGGGGAAAGAAAUUGUGCGAGAUAUGAGUGCGGCACAAGCAAAGCCGUGUUCUAUUAUGACAGCUUUGAAAGAAAAAGUACCAUCUGACAACCCUACAAUAACGCAAGUGUACAACUACAAAGAGAAUUUGAGAAAGUCUAGCUUUGAGGGUAGAGAUGUGGUUGCUCAAUUUUAUCACAUGGCUCAGAAUAGUGAUUAUGUGCACUGGACUCUUGCUGAGGAGGAUACAGGUGUGGUGACCCACAUUUUUAUGGCUCAUCCUGAUUCAGUGAGACUACUACGUUCGUACUACUGGAUCAUCGGUAUGGACUCCACGUACUAG